Messenger RNA from Prorocentrum cordatum, 1472 nucleotides. NCBI's taxonomy places the organism in Eukaryota, Dinophyceae, Prorocentrales, Prorocentraceae. The record is from the annotation of a GenBank genome assembly.
CCCCCAGUGCAAGCACUCUUUGGGGAGCAAGGAGAUUCGGAACAGUGGUUGGGUCGUACUUCCAGUGUGCUUCUUCUGAGGUGAAUUCGGAGUCCCUUGGUCUGCAGCCCAGUCUCCGAGUUGCACUGGGCCAUCACGGCUCGGCUGCUGGCUUUCGAAGCUGUUGGUCCAAGCCGGUUGCAGGUUGGCGCAGUCUUCGUUGUGGUGCCAAAUCUGGGAAGUCCGUAGCGCCAGCCGCAGAGAGCGAUGCGGUAUACAGGUGCCCUCUUGCUGUUUCUCUUUGCUCGCCCGCGUUGCGCAGGAUCCACACGGUACACCUCGGAGCACAGGUCUGGAUCCGAUUCCGAAGCUGGGGUCAGUGGUGACAGAUCCAGCGAGGAGUGGAAGUGGUGCAACCCUUGGUCCGAGGAAAGCACUCGCACGUACCACUUCCAGUCGGUGGAGGAGGACGGCGACCCCACGGCCAUCGCGUUCGUGCGCGACAAGAACAAUGCGAGGCUGCACUUUUACAAACAUACAGAAUGGACCGCGAAGUACGAGAGGUAUUACGUUCGGGUGAGCACUGAACCAGUGAAGAAAUACCGGUCUCAAUGGCAGCCCGCCGUCCCUUUGGGCUCCAAGCGGCCUUAUGAGCUUGCCACUGUGUAUCUGUCAGCGCAGCAUUUGGACUACGUGCGGUGCGUGCCUGUGUCCACUCCUGAUGGGGCCAAGUCGUGCCUGUUGGAGAUCAAGAGCCAGGGCGUGAAGAACGAGUUCUUUGGGGGCAUGUAUUAUUCACGUUUCUAAUUGUUAAUAGGGAACAGUGAUAAACCCCUCCCCGUAGGGGAAGAGGGUUUGUUUUGGAAGAGGGAAGAGGAAUCUCGUUAGACCACCUGCGCCCAGAGGGCUAGUGGGAUUUCCCCGAUUCCCUGGCCAGGCAGGCGCUGCGGCACUUCAAGGAUGGCAAGGCCGCUCAGUCGCUGAUGUCUCCAGUUCCCAAUUGUACCACUCAGCAUUUCGACGUCAACGUUCGGAAGGGCUCGGAGGCGGAGACCAAUUGCCAACUGCGCGUCGCCGCAACAAUUGAAGCCGCAUUUCGGGACAGCAGCUUUGACUCCAGCGAUUGGAAGUUCAACGAUGGCCGGAAUAUAGGAAUUUAUGCGAGCAUGGGCGGCGGAUUCAUGCUUGGCAUGGUCGCUGGAGGACCCAUCGGCGCGUUGGUAGGAACAGCGAUAACUGGCACCACGGUGGGAGUAGGCGCUCUAUAUCAGUACCUCAUGGGGCAGAAGGACAUAGCCUUGAGCGCAAGCGAUAAGAUCUUCGAGAAGCUCCGCUGCAUGAGCAUGUUCUCAACGUGCGGUAACGGCGCGCUUGUGCCGAAAGGGAAGCCGUGCCCACUGUUCUGAGCGCAGCGCCUGCGCGACAGUGUCGAAGAAACUAGACUGGCACUCCAAUCGAAACCGAUAGUAAGGAUGCGCGGCAGAAUUGGAGCC